Molecule: messenger RNA, 1043 nt
Organism: Zophobas morio
Lineage: Eukaryota; Metazoa; Arthropoda; Insecta; Coleoptera; Tenebrionidae
Exons: 4
Coding region: 63-941 (292 amino acids)
Cellular component (GO): membrane
Molecular function (GO): phosphatidylinositol bisphosphate binding
Source: RefSeq, a predicted model, not a curated record
AUAGGAGCCAGUUUGAUUUAGGCCUGUAGUUGGUAGCAAAACAAAAACUUCAAACUCCCAAAAUGGCACUUAAUUCCGUCGAUAUUAAAACCAUCUACGCCGAAGACUCAAAACUUGAAGAAAAGAACGUCAACGCACUUGUAAAAUGGGUUGAAAACCAACCCCAUUUACCUAAAAUUGGCGAUUUUGAGGCCUUCUUAUUUCUAAAAAAAAGUCACUAUAGUUUAGCUCAUGCUCAAACCACAAUAGACACAUUCUUUACUUUGAAGAACUUAUGGCCAGAAGCAUUACUUGAAACGAAUUUUGCAAAUUCUCCACAACUACAAGAAAUUUUUGACACGAUGAUAAUCAUGGUACUACCUAAACGAACCCCCGAAGGCAAUGCUAUACUUUUUCUAAAACCCCUGAACGAAAACAUGAUUAACUUUAACCUCGAAUCUUUCAUAAAAUACGUACAUAUGGUUUGCAUGCUGGAUGUGUAUCUCAACGGUCCACCAAAUGGACACGUAAGUGUCUACGAUAUUGAGCAUUUUCCGCAGUGUUUCAUACCCGAGAUGGACUAUGGUACUUUGAAGAAUUUUUUUUAUUACAUUGAGGAAGCCGUACCGACCAUGCUAGUCAAAGAGAUACAUUUUUAUAACACAAACCCAAACAGGGAUGAAAUCGUUGGUAUUUACGAAUCUGUUGUUCCCAAAUCGCUUCUGCGUAUGGUAUUCACCCACGAAUCGUUGGACGACCUCAGGAAAUACGUACCUAAAGAAUGUUUGCCUGAGGAAUGUGGUGGAUUAUUGGAACCUGCGGCUGUUUUACAUGAGAAAAGCAAACGGGAGUUGGUGAAGAAUGGUGCUUUCUUUGAGUCGCAUGGUCAACUAGUGGUUGAUGAGAGUAAAAGACCGGUUGGCAACAUGAUUGCUCAGAAUAUGUUUGGUUUUAAGAAAUAAUCAUGUGGGGACAAUUAAAGUAAAGUUCCACUGGUUGUGUUUUUGGGGUUUUUAAUAAGUAACCUACGUACAUACUUAAAAUAUAAUUUUUUAGCUGACAAA